AGGCGGAGCGCGGCGGCGUCAGUUGCUGGACGACGACGGACGAGGACGGACGCCGCCGCUCCUCUUCCUUCACCUGCUGCUCCUACUCACCCACCUCACACCUCACAAUGGGCGCCGUGGGCUCCACCUCACAGCUCCGCCGCAGUGUCUCCACUGAGAUGCGCAGCUGUGGCAGGAUCUUAGAAGACUUGGAGAAGCAUGACUUUGAUUGUGCUUCCGUGGGAGGAAUGAAGACUGUUUAUAUGAUGUUUCACUCAGCACUAGACGAGAUAAAAACACAAUGUACAAUCAAGGAUGAAGAAGUGGUUGUCUGUUCACAGAAGAGUGAGGUCAUUGAGAAAAUGAAGGUAAACAAACCGGGGCAAGAGGAAAGAACUGAAGCAAAUCUGGACUCCGUAUUAGAUGAGCUGGAUAAACUCUGGGAUGAAGAAAUAGCACUGAUAGACAAUGCUGCAGCGGUUUUCUUGUUGAAGUUGCUGUGUGCUGUUCGCUUAACACUAAAUAAAGUGUUGCACAAGAUAUCUUAGGUUGAAGAGUUUGUCGAGAACGAAGGAAGAACUUACCAAGAGAGUUUCGGAAGAAAAUGAACAAGCACCUGUUAGUUAGAAGCACUAUUAUGAAAGAUCAAAACGUCUCACCUAAGUUGUUUGUCAGUUGAGUCUAAUUUUAUCAAACUUCAAAAAAUGAGGAUAUAUUUUUUCUCUAUGGAAAUAACUACAAAACCACUUAGGUGCAAUAUCCAUAAAUUCUUAGUUUAUCAGGAAAGGAUUAAAGCGAAGAGAAAAGCUGGUUCUAAAUUAUCAAUAACUGGAAAUAUUAGAAUGUUUGAUUUAUUAUCUGUAAGCAAAGUGGCAUUGUACAUGUCAGUCACAACCUUAUGUUCAUAUAGUAGUCGUACGUUCAAUUUUUUAUGAAAAAAAAAAUAUUUCAUUUGUAAUAUUUAGUAAAACUUUAAAAUAUCUUAAGCAAAAGUAAUAUAAUUUGUAAUACUCUCCGUGAAAGAUUAUUUUUAAAGGACAAGUAUGCAAUCAAAUAUAUGUUGAUUAGGUUAGUUUUAUUUAUUUACAUAAAAACUCUUAUUGUUUACAACGCUAAUAAUGGUUUUAUAAUUUGAUAGGUAAACAGUAAGGUUGCUGGUAUUUCUCACACACUUGUGUCCACAAGACCUCAAGUGUCCCCACCACAUUGUAUCCUUCAACACAAUAUUCCUUACUCACUCGUGUAAUAAGACCUCAAGUGUCCCCACCACAUUGUAUCCUUCAACACUAUAUUCCUUACCCACUCGUGUAAUAAGACCUCAAGUGUCCCCACCACAUUGUAUCCUUCAACACUAUAUUCCUUACUCACUCGUGUAAUACGACCUCAAGUGUCCCCACCACAUUGUAUCCUUCAACACUAUAUUCCUUACCCACUCGUGUAAUAAGACCUCAAGUGUCCCCACCACAUUGUAUCCUUCAACACUAUAUUCCUUACUCACUCGUGUAAUAAGACCUCAAGUGUCCCCACCACAUUGUAUCCUUCAACACUAUAUUCCUUACCCACUCGUGUAAUAAGACCUCAAGUGUCCCCACCACAUUGUAUCCUUCAACACUAUAUUCCUUACCCACUCGUGUAAUAAGACCUCAAGUGUCCCCACCACAUUGUAUCCUUCAACACUAUAUUCCUUACUCACUCGUGUAAUAAGACCUCAAGUGUCCCCACCACAUUGUAUCCUUCAACACUAUAUUCCUUACCCACUCGUGUAAUAAGACCUCAAGUGUCCCCACCACAUUGUAUCCUUCAACACUAUAUUCCUUACCCACUCGUGUAAUAAGACCUCAAGUGUCCCCAUCACAUUGUAACCUCAACACUUAUUAUACAAAAUUUAUCUUACCAUCUGCUGAAAUAUUGUCAUGUUUGUUAAAAAGGACACUAUAAUAAAAGUCAUAUUUUAUUAUAUCAGUUGCAAGGGAAUUUUACUUACUAGAAUUG
This is a messenger RNA of Procambarus clarkii (red swamp crayfish), 1971 nucleotides long. RefSeq lists its product as uncharacterized. NCBI's taxonomy places the organism in Eukaryota, Metazoa, Arthropoda, Malacostraca, Decapoda, Cambaridae. The record is from RefSeq and is a predicted model, not a curated record.